Messenger RNA from Rangifer tarandus platyrhynchus (Svalbard reindeer), 2211 nucleotides. The record is from the annotation of a GenBank genome assembly. Lineage: Eukaryota; Metazoa; Chordata; Mammalia; Artiodactyla; Cervidae.
AUGGGAAAUCCAGAAAACAUAGAGGAUGCAUACGUUGCUGUUAUUCGGCCAAAGAAUGCUGCCAGUCUCAAUUCUCGGGAAUACAGAGCUAAGUCAUAUGAAAUUUUGUUGCAUGAAGUUCCCAUUGAAGGACAGAAAAAAAAGAGAAAGAAGGUUUUGUUGGAAACUAAACUGCAAGGUAACAGUGAAAUAACACAAGGCAUAUUGGACUAUGUAGUAGAAACCACCAAACCAAUUUCUCCUGCAAACCAGGGUAUCAGAGGAAAACGAGUGGUCCUGAUGAAGACAUUUCCUCUGGAUGGGGAGAAGGUGGGCAGAGAAGCAGCGUUAUUUAUUGUUCCGUCAGUUGUUAAAGAUAAUACUAAAUAUACUUAUACUCCAGGAUGCCCAAUUUUUUACUGCUUACAAGAUAUUAUGCGAGUCUGUAGUGAAUCCAGCAGUCACUUUGCUACACUUACAGCAAGAAUGUUAAUAGCCUUGGAUAAGUGGCUAGAUGAACGUCACACACAGUCUCACUUUAUUCCAGCCUUAUUCCGACCUUCUCCUCUUGAGCGGAUAAAAACUAACGUUAUAAACCCUGCAUAUGCUACUGAAUCAGGUCAGGCAGAAAACUCACUACAUAUGGGCUACAGUGCACUAGAAAUAAAGAGUAAAAUGUUAGCCCUAGAGAAAGCAGAUACCUGUAUUUACAACCCUUUGUUUGGAUCAGAUCUUCAGUAUACAAACCGGGUAGAUAAAGUGGUAAUAAAUCCAUACUUUGGUCUUGGAGCUCCGGACUACUCGAAAAUCCAAAUUCCUAAACAGGAAAAAUGGCAGAGGAGCAUGAGCAGUGUCACCGAAGACAAGGAACGACAGUGGGUAGAUGAUUUUCCUCUCCAUCGAAGUGCCUGUGAAGGAGAUUCAGAAUUAUUAAACCGACUUCUCAAUGAAAGAUUUUCAGUCAACCAGUUAGAUAGUGACCACUGGGCACCCAUUCAUUAUGCAUGCUGGUAUGGAAAAGUUGAAGCCACUCGCAUAUUGUUAGAGAAAGGAAAGUGCAAUCCAAACCUUUUAAAUGGACAACUUAGUUCUCCUCUUCAUUUUGCUGCUGGAGGAGGACAUGCUGAAAUAGUACAGAUCCUCCUAAACCAUCCAGAAAUUGACAGACACAUAACAGACCAACAGGGAAGAUCUCCUUUAAAUAUUUGUGAAGAAAACAAACAAAAUAAUUGGGAAGAAGCUGCGAAAUUGUUGAAGGAAGCCAUUAACAAACCAUAUGAAAAAGUUCGGAUAUACAGGAUGGAUGGAUCAUACCGUUCUGUUGAACUGAAGCAUGGAAAUAAUACCACAGUGCAGCAGAUAAUGGAAGGAAUGCGUCUCUCUCAAGAAACACAGCAAUAUUUCACUAUUUGGAUCUGUUCAGAAAACCUCAGCCUUCAACUCAAGCCUUAUCAUAAACCAUUGCAACAUGUUCGUGACUGGCCAGAAAUACUUGCUGAAUUGACUAAUUUGGAUCCCCAAAGGGAAACACCACAGCUUUUCCUAAGAAGAGAUGUGAGACUUCCUUUGGAAGUUGAGAAAAAGAUUGAAGACCCACUAGCUAUUCUUAUUCUCUUUGAUGAAGCCAGAUACAAUUUAUUGAAGGGCUUUUAUACAGCUCCUGAUGCUAAACUGAUAACGUUGGCAAGUCUACUGUUGCAGAUAGUUUAUGGAAAUUAUGAGAGUAAGAAACACAAGCAAGGUUUCCUAAAUGAAGAAAAUCUCAAAUCUAUUGUACCUAUUACGAAAUUGAAAAGUAAGGCACCUCACUGGACAAACCGAAUACUUCAUGAAUACAAGAAUCUUAGUACAAGUGAAGGUGUCAGUAAAGAAAUGCAUCACCUACAGCGUAUGUUCUUACAGAAUUGUUGGGAAAUUCCUACAUAUGGUGCAGCUUUUUUCACAGGACAGAUAUUUACAAAGGCAAGCCCCAGUAAUCAUAAAGUCAUUCCUGUGUAUGUAGGUGUGAAUAUAAAAGGACUUCAUCUCCUCAACAUGGAAACUAAGGCUUUACUCAUCAGUCUUAAGUAUGGUUGCUUCAUGUGGCAGUUGGGAGAUGCUGAUUCAUGUUUUCAGAUCCAUAGUAUGGAAAAUAAAAUGAGCUUUAUAGUACAUACAAAACAGGCUGGCCUUGUGGUAAAACUACUAAUGAAGCUAAAUGGACAGUUAAUGCCCAUGGAAAGAAACUCGUGA